Molecule: messenger RNA, 1260 nt
Organism: Geosmithia morbida
Lineage: Eukaryota; Fungi; Ascomycota; Sordariomycetes; Hypocreales; Bionectriaceae
Product: hydrolase
Exons: 1
Coding region: 1-1260 (419 amino acids)
Source: RefSeq, a predicted model, not a curated record
AUGAAGAGCUUCAAAUCAGCCAUCCGCCAAGCUGCGGCCAAGGUAAAAGGUCAGAAGAAGCCAGUUCCAGCUCUUUCUACCGAACAAACGGCAACUGCAGUUGCAGCUGCUCAGAAAAAGCCCAUUGCCAAGGCAGCCACGGCCGAUGGGACAAUCCAAGUUGUUCUGAAGAACACCAAGAUCUCCGCCAAGCUGUAUGCGCACAUCACGGGAACGGACUCCCAGGGCCGUCUGGCGAUACUGUCUGACGACGGCACGACGCUCAACUACCCGUCCGGCCCCGGAUCGUCCCUCCCGGCGGGUAUAGAGGUCGGUUCGGCGGGUUCCUCGCGCACGGUGACGAUCCCGCGCAUCUCUGGCGGGCGCAUCUGGCUCUCGCAGGGCACGCCGCUGCAGUUUAGCGUCAACUCGGGCCCUGCGUUGGUGGAGCCGUCGGCGACCAAUGUGUCAGACCCGAACUACCAGGUGGACUGGGGCUUCUGCGAGUUCACGUACAACGAUGCGGAGCUGUACGUCAACGUGUCGUACGUGGACUUUGUCAGCCUGCCCAUCGCCCUGCAGCUGGAGAACGAGGGCGGCAGCGUGCGGCGUGUCGAGGGCAUGCCGGCCGACGGGCUGGACCGUGUGGCCGCCGGCGUCGAGGCGCAGGGCACCAAGGACGGCAACGGGUGGGAGAAACUGGUCGUCCGCAGCGACGCGGGCGUGCUGCUGAGGGUUCUCAGCCCCAACGCCGCGGCCGUGCUGUUCCCCGGCCUGCUCGUGGACUACUACGCUGCCUACGUCGACGCUGUCUGGUCAAAGUACAGGGGGGAGGACCUCACCGUCAACACGCAGUAUGACUGGGGCGACAUCGUCGGCAGGGUCGGCUCGGACGGCAAGCUAACCUUUGGCGGCGACUCGUCCCUCGCCUUUGCGAAGCCGUCCGCCGCCGACAUCUUCUCGUGCAGUACCGGGCCUUUUGCCGCCGGGGACGGCGUAUCGGACGAGAGGCUGAAUAUCGGCGCCAGGAUCGGCGCCGCCCUUAACCGGUCCACGCUGCUGCUCAACGCCCGUCAGCCAGAGGGCGAGAAGGUUGAAGACUACUACAAGGCUGAUGUGACGAACCACUUUGCCCGCGUUUGUCAUGAGACUGCCAUCGAGAGCAGGGGCUAUGCGUUCCCUUACGAUGAUGUCGGCCCGUCACAGGGGGCCGAUCAGUCUGGUUUCCUGAAUGAUCCGAACCCCAAGGUCUUGACUAUCGAGGUUGGUGGGUCUUCUUGA